CCGGACUGCUUGUGGCUGUACUAGUAUGACAUCUGACAGAGCCACCGAUUUUCUUUGAAACCGUUGCAAUUGGUCCGCCAUCAUCACCGGAGUACUUGUGCCAGGUGUAAUACCGUACGACUGUAACCUCCUUUGUGAUCCAGCGAUACUUCACAUAAAACCUGAAACCUUUCAACAACAAACAUUACCCAUCCCAGUGUUGAUACUGCUAGCUACCUAUCAUAGCAAUCCAAUGAGACGAGAAAGAGACUACCAUGAUGAUCCUUUAGUACCAGUGGAGAUUGGGGGGCGUCCACGGGCGAACCAGAACCCGUUGCGAAUGCUGGAGCUUCUCAUGAAGGGCUUCUGUCCCACCAUCAUUCAAGACCGCGUCGAAGUCCACGAAGAACCCUUGAGUAGCACUGCACCAAUGCGUUCUAAUGCCAUGGGAAAUAAGACUGCCAUGGAUAACACUACUACGACGGGGGACGAUACUUCGGCAGAACCAACCAAUGAGCCUGAGGAAUUGGUGCAUCCUGAGGAACAGCUCCAUCACCCAUACUUUGAAAUCGCGGAACGACCACCAUCGGAUGUGAUUGGGAUAUCCAAGGCAAUCUGGGAGGGGUUCUGCCACCACAACGAGAAACAGCAAUCCACACAGCAUCGAGGGUUCUGUGCUGUUUUGACGGAACAGUACUGUCACUACCACAACGAUGAAGCACCUCCGGAUGGAGAAGAAUGUUCUCUGGAUUCCAGCAGUGAAGACGCCACUGUCGACUUGUCGCCACAAUGCCAUCCACUUGUUACCCGUGAGUUUAGCCUGGAAUACCACUACCAAGGAGACGAAGAUCCCCCAUUCUUGGUGAUGGGAAGUGAUCACAGUGAAAGUGAUUGGGAAGAUGAGGAGGAAGAAGACAUGCCCAUUGCCGAGUAUUAUCACAGCCACAAACGGCGAAAUCGGGCCUUGCAAGUGUUGAUUUCCACACUCCUGUUUGUCGCCAUUACCUUUGCACUGCUGCAAACGCUGGACACUGGACACGACAAAAACUUUCAUUUUGCUGUCCAGCGAAAGGAGCCGCACACAACUACUAGUUCGGGAUUGGGCUUUGCGGAGAGUAUUAGGGUUUCCAAACGCGGAGAGGCUACACAAACGAGCUUGGUAUGGUUGGUGCCAUCCGCACACUAAAGAGAUCUGAGCUAUGAUUACGACAAAUUCUUUCAUCCGAGAGUUGUACGGUAGGGUUGUAUGCAGCAUUGAAGCAGAGGUGCCGCACAGUACUCCAUUGUUUUUUUAAAAGGCCUAUCUAUCCAUCCAUCCAACAUCGCUAGCUAGAGGGUAUGACAUAAAUUUCCUUGUUCUCCCUAUCCUUGCCAUAACACGACUUCCUUCCCACGCCUCAACUGAUUAGCAGAUAGCAUUACUAACAAAGCAAACAACCGAGUUUGAAAGUAUAAGGCUUCAAGUCCUGUGUUUGUUCUUCUAGCUGGUUGGUGAUAGUGUUUGAAACCUUUCCUACAGUGAUGCAGCCACGGGUACCGGAACCCUCACAGUAUAGUAGGUACCUGCCACCAAAACUCAGUUCUCAUACUCUCAAAUGAUGUUCUUCAUGCAGACCCGAAUCUCUAUUGCCCUUAUCAAAGCUACCCAUUUAUGUCUCCUUGGAUCCCGCAAAGCCAAACCCUUUGGCCCCUGUAAUGGUCCUCAAUUUCUCGCCCCUGAUCCCACGGAACCUAGUCCUGAAUUCGACUCUUCUUUGAUUAAGCCUGGCCCCGGCUGGCUUCUGUAGAUAAUCUACUAAUCUACCUACUCUAAACCCCCGUUGUCUACCUUGUACCAUACGGCACUCAGCAGUCAGCCCAGCAUGAACUCCCGCACUGCUAAAGUUCGAUGAAUGGAGCGUGGGCAUCUGCCGUGGAAGACAUUCUUGGCAGCAGGUGAUUAAGUCAGCGGGAGCUGCGAUACCUCGGCAGAAAGACAGAUAGAAGAAGGAUGACAUGUUUGAGAUUGCACCCUUCUUUCAAGGUAGCCCUGGCGACAACACCCGACUUCGUCAUGUGUUGCCGCCCGGUAUCAUUCCCUCAUUAUAACCUUCGUUUUUAGUUAAGCUAGCCCUGGCGACAACACCCGACUUCGUCGAGUGUUGCCGCCCACUAUCAUUCCCUCAUUGUAACAUUCUGUUUUAUAUUAAGCUAGCCUUGGUGUUGCCACGGGCUAACCCAUAAUUUACAGCUAUCAUUCGAUGAUGUAACUCUAGAUUUACAAGACCUGCUGGCUUAUUGUGUGCAAUACACGGCUCUUAGCCUUAUUCGAGACUCGAUCC
Messenger RNA from Seminavis robusta, 2300 nucleotides. NCBI's taxonomy places the organism in Eukaryota, Bacillariophyta, Bacillariophyceae, Naviculales, Naviculaceae. The record is from the annotation of a GenBank genome assembly.